Lodderomyces parapsilosis is the source of this 4083-nucleotide messenger RNA. RefSeq names its product chromatin-remodeling ATPase. Gene Ontology annotation, molecular function: ATP-dependent chromatin remodeler activity; DNA binding; histone binding. Gene Ontology annotation, cellular component: Ino80 complex; nucleus. Bases 1 to 4083 code for a protein of 1360 amino acids. The transcript has a single exon. NCBI's taxonomy places the organism in Eukaryota, Fungi, Ascomycota, Pichiomycetes, Serinales, Debaryomycetaceae. Gene Ontology annotation, biological process: DNA repair; DNA-templated transcription; chromatin remodeling. The record is from RefSeq and is a predicted model, not a curated record.
AUGAACAUUUCAUCUAUGCUAUCAAGUGAUAGCACUACUACAACAACAACUACACCAGUGAAACAAGAACAACCAUCUUAUAGUAAUGGAUCUGCUCACGAGGUCUCUUCAAAUGGUACGACGGGAGCAUAUCAACCGAUUCAGAGCCCAGUUGGCUACCAUCAACCAAUUCAAACCCAACUUGGCCACCACCAACCAGGUUCACAACAUGCCGAAACAUCACAACCUGUGUAUCCAACCAAGGAUAACAACGGCUUUAAUCAACCACCUCUUGAGCCUUUACCAACUUUAUUCAAAGAAAAUUCAAUAGUGUCCAGCAUACUACCACCAGUCAAUACGUUGGCAGAUUUCCCUGACAUUACACCGCAAAUUGAUCAACAAUACAAGUCGAAAUUUCAAUCCAACAUUAACAUCAUUAACCAGUUGGACAGAUACCAAAGAUUAAGCCAUGACUUGAAGUUGUUAAAAUUUGAUGAAGCCAAGUUGAACAACUACUUGAUAAACACACAUCAGUUUGCUGCCAAUUAUAUCGAUAGAGUUGUUGCUGAAGACAUCUCUUCAAGAGCUAAUAAGAUCAGUGACACUAACAAAAAUAAAGAGUUGGUACUUAUUGAUUAUUCCAAACCAUUGCAUCACAAUAGCACUAGAGGAAAAGAAUACAAAUGGGGAUCCACAAGAGAAAUACACAAGGUGGAGCAUAAAUCAAGAAAGAGAAAGCCAACAGAGGAGACAACUACAGCUAAUGGUGUCGCAAACAAUGGUAACAGCAACAACAUGAAAAUUGCUACUCCUCUGAAUGGCUCUAAUGGUCCCGUCCCCAUUAUGCCCAAAACUGCUGUACCACAGGAGAUUAUUGAUUUAAAUGUAAGGCGAAGCAGUCGUCCCAAAGCCAAGAGAAAGACAUAUGACGACGAAGGUGGGGAGUUUGACGAGGACUUGUAUUUGGAAGAGGAUGACAGUGAAGUUGGUACAACACCACAACCAGCAGGAGGCGAUGUCAAGCGGUUGAAAGUGGAACCAGAUACCAAACCAAAGUCAGGACAGACAUCUAGUAUGACUACGAAAGAACAGAGGGCAUUUAUGAGACAAUACGACACUACUUAUGUUGCUAUUUGGAAGGAUAUGUCACGUAAGGAUGGACCUAAAGUAAGCAGACUAAUGCAACAAUCAACUCAAGCGAAACUAAUCAAUUUGAAAAAAACGUGCCUUUUGGCUGCAAGGGAGGCCAAAAGGUGGCAAUUGAGAAACACCAAGAAUCAAAAGGAUUUGACUACAAAAGCGAGAAGAGCAAUGAGAGAAAUGUUCAACUUUUGGAAACGUAAUGAGAGGAUUGAACGAGAAUUGAAGAAGAAGCAUGAAAAGGAAUUGGUUGACAAGGCCAAGAAAGAAGAAGAGGAUCGUGAAGCCAAACGUCAAUCGAGAAAAUUGAAUUUUUUGAUUACUCAAACCGAGUUGUACUCACAUUUCAUUGGUAAGAAAAUCAAGACUGAUGAAAUUGAAGGUGCUGAUUCUGAUCCAACAAUCAAACCACAAUCAAAAGAACAUUUGGAUAAAUUUGCAAACGUUGAUGCGGCAAAUAAUGAUAUCCUGACGUUGGAUUUCGAUAAUGACGAUGAAGAUGCAUUGCAUAGAGCAGCAGCACAAAAUGCGCAAAGUGCAUUGAUGAAUGCUCAAAACAAGGCUAAACAGUUUGAUGAUUCAGAGCCAUUCAAGAAUCCAGACACCAAUGGAGAAGAGAUGAAUUUCCAAAACCCAACUUUGCUUGGGGAUAUUAGUAUCGAACAACCAAAGAUGUUAACGUGUACAUUGAAAGAAUACCAAAUCAAGGGGUUAAACUGGUUGGCCAAUUUAUACGAACAGGGUAUUAAUGGUAUUUUGGCCGAUGAGAUGGGUUUAGGUAAAACAGUACAGAGUAUAUCGGUGCUUGCAUAUUUGGCAGAAACCCAUAACAUAUGGGGUCCAUAUUUGGUUGUUACCCCUUCAUCAACGUUACAUAAUUGGCAGCAAGAGAUUUCCCGAUUUGUCCCACAAUUUAAAGUUUUACCAUACUGGGGUCACGCUAAAGAUCGUAAGGUUUUACGUAAAUUUUGGGAUCGAAAAUCAUUGAGGUAUGACAAGGAUGCUCCAUUCCAUGUAUUAGUUACAUCAUAUCAGUUGAUUGUUUCCGAUAUUGCUUAUUUCCAAAAGAUGAAGUGGCAAUAUAUGAUUUUGGAUGAGGCACAAGCUAUUAAGUCAUCUCAAUCUUCAAGAUGGAAGUCACUUUUGUCAUUGAGUUGUCGUAAUAGGUUGUUGUUGACAGGUACCCCCAUACAAAACUCGAUGCAAGAAUUGUGGGCAUUGUUGCAUUUUAUAAUGCCGACAUUGUUUGAUUCUCAUGACGAAUUUAGUGAUUGGUUCUCCAAGGAUAUUGAAAGUCAUGCACAAUCAAAUACUGGAUUAGAUGAGCAACAAUUGAGAAGAUUACACAUGAUUUUGAAACCUUUUAUGUUGAGACGUAUUAAAAAGAAUGUUCAAAGUGAAUUGGGUGAUAAAGUGGAAAUUGAUUUAUUCUGUGAUUUAACCAAUAGACAAAAGAAAUAUUAUCAAAUGUUGAAAUCACAAAUUUCAAUUAUGGAUUUAUUGGAUGCAGCAAAUUCAAAUUCAGACGAUUCAACCUCAUUGGUUAAUUUAGUGAUGCAGUUUAGAAAAGUUUGUAAUCAUCCUGAUUUAUUUGAACGAGCUGACGUGAGAUCGCCUUUUUCAUUUGGAAAAUUUGCUGAAACGAGCUCGUUUUUGAGAGAAGGUAAUGAUUUAGAGUAUAGCUAUUCCACCGAGAAUGAAAUCAACUAUGAGUUGCCAAGAUUGAUUUACGAUGAGUUGUUGACUCCUAAUUUUGAAAAGAAUGCUACGGAUUCAUUGUAUGAAAGGUUUAACAUAUACAAUGCUGUGAAUGCCAAAGAUUCGGGAUGGGUUGAUGGUGUUGGUACUUCACUAAGUGAGAUGCAAACUAUAGCUAAAUCAAACGUUAUUGAACGUGCUUUUGACUUGCACAAGUAUACAACUGGAUCACAAAUUGGUAAAAUCAACUAUUUAUAUGAGGAAGAAGAGUAUACGCCUCAGCACUCCAAAUUACUAAUUGUUGACAAUAAUAAUUUAAACUUGACUUCAUCUCGAGUAUCCAAUUCACCCAUCCUAGCUGAACUUUGUUCAGUUUCUAAACCAGUGUAUGAUGAGAUGUACUUGAAUCGAUUGGAUCCAGCAUAUACACCAAUAGCAUCAGCUCCACCAGUCACAAUCACAUGUUCCUCAAUCAAUUUUGCCAAUGAGUACCAAAACGAACUAUUCAACCCCAAAUUACGCUCAUCACUAGCACCAAUGUCAUUGAAUGAAGAGUACCGAUUCAUGCAAAACCAAAUCCCCAUUGAUCAGUACCCGCCCACAAACAUGUUGCCGCCAUCAAUCAAUAAAUUUAUUGACUACUCAAACAUUCGUAUGCCCUCCAUGGAUAGAUUUAUUACCGAAUCGGGUAAAUUAGCCAAAUUGGAUGAAUUGCUUGUCAAUUUGAAACAACACGAUCAUCGUGUACUUAUUUAUUUCCAAAUGACCAAGAUGAUGGAUUUAAUGGAAGAAUACCUCACUUAUCGUCAACACAAGUAUAUUCGACUCGAUGGAUCAUCGAAAUUGGAUGAUCGAAGGGAUUUGGUCCACGACUGGCAAACCAAGCCAGAAAUUUUUGUGUUUUUACUAAGUACAAGAGCUGGUGGAUUGGGGAUCAAUUUAACCGCGGCUGAUACGGUCAUUUUUUACGAUUCGGAUUGGAACCCAACCAUUGAUUCACAAGCUAUGGAUCGUGCUCAUCGAUUGGGUCAAACGCGUCAAGUUACCGUUUAUCGAUUGUUGACGAGAAAUACUAUUGAAGAGAGAAUGAGGGAUCGUGCUAAGCAAAAGGAACAAGUGCAACAGGUUGUUAUGGAGGGUAAGACCGGCAAUGGUGGUGCCAAUGAUGGUGCUAAUGGCGGCGCAGGCAGAGAAGAAACCAAGAGUUCGAGAAAGGAUGCGGCGUUUUUGUUGCUUGGUGAUGGUAAUGAAGCAUCGGACAAUUGA